AUGAGGGACACAUACUCUGUGUCGUCUGAUGAUGAGAGUGACUUUGAAGACAGCCUGCAACCUAAUGUGAAGAAGAGAACUGCGAAACAACCACUCAGAAUAACUCCUAUGCCAAAACAUCGAAAGAAGGGGUUCCAGACGGAAUGUUGUAAUGGCCAGAAAGAGGCAGCACAGCCAUUAGCCAAUGAUCUCUUUGAUGCUGUGAAAGCUGCCAGAAGUGACAUGCAGCAGGGGGAAGUGCGUCUAAAGUGCCUGAAGGCUCUAAAAGGGUUGUACAGCAACCGGGAGCUGAUUGCACGUCUAGAGCUCUUUACCAGUCGCUUUAAGGACCGAAUGGUGGCCAUGGCCAUGGACAAAGAGUACGAUGUGGCAGUGGAGGCCAUCAGGCUUCUGACCGUUAUCCUGAAGAACACAGAGGGAGUUCUGACUAAUGCAGACUGUGAGAUCAUUUACCCCAUCGUGUAUGCUUCCAACCGGGUCCUGUCCUCUGCUGCAGGAGAAUUUCUGUAUUGGAAGCUCCUCUGUCCUGAGAGUGAGGCAAGAGUGGGAGGUGGAAGAGAGCAGGAGCGAUACCGGAGUCUACAUGCCCAGAGGAGUUUUUUCUACCUUCUGAUGGCCUUCUUCAUGAAGAGUGAGCUCCAUGAACAUGCUGCUUACUUAGUAGACAGCCUAUGGGACUGUGCAGGGUUUCGGCUGAAGGACUGGGAGAAUCUGGCAGGCAUGCUACUGGAGAAGGACCAGAACUUGAGCAAUGUAGAGGAGAGGACACUGAUAGAAAUCCUUGUGUCCAGUGCCCGGCAAGCUGCAGAGAUUCAGCCUCCUGUAGGACGAGUCACUGGGAAAAAGGGCCUAACUGCUAAGGAACGUAAGCUCCAAGCCAAUGACAAGGCAAAGCUAUCAGAGCAGCUCAUUCCCUUGCUACCCCAGCUCCUGACAAAGUUCUCAGCAGAUGCAGAGAAAGUUGCUCCCCUACUCCAGCUUCUCAACUACUUUGACCUCAGUAUCUACUGUACUGGGCGCUUAGAGAAGCACCUGGAACUGCUUCUGCAGCAACUUCAGGAGGUGGUAGUAAAGCACGUGGAUCCAGCAGUACUAGAGGCUGGUGCACACGCCCUCCAUCUGCUUCGCAAGCCUGAGUUCACCUUUUUCAACCGUGUGGACUUCACCCUUAGCCAACUAAUGGAACUGCUCACUGGCCACUUCAAGCAGGAUCUCAAUGAGCUGCUGCAGUCAUCCUUCCUUGAUGAAGACGAGAUAUACAGUCUGGCAACCACAAUGAAGCGCCUUUCUGCCUUCUACACUGCUCAUGACCUGACUCGAUGGGAGCUCUAUGAGCCAUGCUGCAGACUCCUCCGAAAGGCUGUUGAUACAGGAGAUGUUCCUCAUCAGGUCGUCCAGCCAGCCUUGACUCUUGUAUAUUUUUCCAUUCUAUGGACAGUAGCCCACUUCAUUGAGUCAGCUGCUUCUAAGAAUCAGCUGUUGAGUCUGAAGGACAGGAUGACGGCCUUCUGCGAACUCUGUCAGAGCUGCCUCUCUGAUGUGGAUCCGAAGAUACAGGAGAAGGCUUUUAUUGUGUUAAGUGAUCUGCUUAUCAUCUUCAGUCCUCAGAUGACAGUAGAGGGACGAGAGUUCCUUCAGCCCCUUGUGUUUUCUCCAGAAGCUGCUCUCCAGUCUGAGCUAGCCAGCUUUCUCAUGGACCAUGUCUUCCUCCAGUCUGAAGACAUGAGCAGUGGUCACUCCUACUUUGAGGAUGAUGAACAAAUAGAGCAGCUGCACCACCGGCGCCGCCUCCUCUCUGGGUUUUGCAAACUACUGCUCUAUGGAGUGCUAGAACUGGAUGCAGCCUCAGAUGUUUUCAAACACUACCACAAGUUCUACAGGGACUAUGGUGACAUUAUAAAGGAAACAUUGACAAGAGCAAGGCAGAUUGACCGAAGUCAUUGUUCCCGAAUCCUGCUGCUAAGCCUCAAGCAGCUGUACACAGAAUUGCUGCAGGAGCAGGGGUCCCAGGGCCUGAGUGAGCAGCCAGCCUUCAUGGAGAUGAGAGACCUCGCCCGGAGGUUUGCCUUGAGCUUUGGACCCCACCAGAUUCAAAACCGAGAUGUUGUGGUCAAGCUUCACAAGGAAGGCAUCAAGUUCUCCUUGUCUGAGCUUCCUCCAGCUGGCUCCUCGGGGGAACCCCCCAAUCUGGCAUUCCUGGAACUCCUUUCAGAAUUCUCUCCUCGCCUCUUCUAUCAGGACAAGCCACUCAUACUCUCCUACCUGGACAAGUGUCUACAGCAGGUCUCCCAGAUACCAAGCCCUCCGUGGGGUCCAGUGACCACCUACUGCCAUUCACUCAGCCCUGUGGAGAACACAGCACAGGGCAGCCCACAGAAUCGCCUCCAAUCCAAGACAAGUCACAUUAGAGGUAGGGGCACAUCCUCCACGCCCUCUACCUCCUCCAUAUCCUCCACAUCCUCAUCCCAGGAGGAGAGCCUGCAGCUGAGCAGUGUCCCGCCCACACCCACCCUCACUUCCACGGUGCUGAGAAACAGGCAGCCGCUGGUGACAGUGGGCAAGAAGGAAGAAGAAGAUGGCUCAAGACUGGAGUUUGUCUACCGCCUGCCCCUCUCAAGAACCCAACAAUCAAGGCACUCAGGUGCACUGUAUUUUGGAGUUCCACCAGCCCUUCCAAGUCCUGGUCAGGACAGCCCAUUGACUUGUCUCCGCCUGAUGGAAGAGGAUGAGGAAGAACUAGGAAUCCUGAAUGAAUCAAGUGAGGAGUGGCAAGAUGCAGACAAGGAGCCUGGAAGCCCCUCCUCCCUCAGCGAGCAUGGUCUGGAUCUCCUAGACACCACAGAGCUCAGCAUUGAGGACAUAAGCACUUGGAAAAGAUGAACAAGAAGAAGGAGCACAAUGAAACAUGGUUUCAGUCCCAGCCCUGAGAGGAAGGAGGGGCCGCCCUGCCUUUCUGGCCUCCCUUUCUCUCCUGGUGGCUGGUAGAAAAGCCAUGAGCACCUGGCCUCCCCUCUGCCUGCUUUCUGCUGUUUG
Dipodomys ordii (Ord's kangaroo rat) is the source of this 3033-nucleotide messenger RNA. RefSeq names its product stromal antigen 3 (gene Stag3). Bases 1 to 2880 code for a protein of 959 amino acids. Gene Ontology annotation, molecular function: chromatin binding. The record is from RefSeq and is a predicted model, not a curated record. Lineage: Eukaryota; Metazoa; Chordata; Mammalia; Rodentia; Heteromyidae. Gene Ontology annotation, biological process: sister chromatid cohesion. Gene Ontology annotation, cellular component: nucleus; chromatin; cohesin complex. The transcript is spliced from 27 exons.